ACUGAUGAAGACCUAGAGUGGCAAUAUAAAAUCCUAACCAGGGUUUUUCCGGAGCUAGGGUUUGCUGGCGCUCGCGACAGAGAGAGCUGAGGAGAGGAAGAAGCGGCAAAGAGAGCGCGUCGCACCUCCGACGCAACCAUGGGGCGUAUGCACAGUCGCGGAAAAGGUAUCUCCUCUUCGGCUUUGCCGUACAAGAGGACCCCUCCUAGUUGGCUGAAGAUCUCCUCCCAGGACGUUGAGGAGAACAUCUGCAAGUUUGCGAAGAAGGGAUUGACGCCAUCUCAGAUCGGCGUCAUCCUCCGUGACUCACACGGUAUUGCUCAGGUGAAGAGCGUGACCGGAAGCAAAAUCCUUCGCAUUCUCAAAGCUCACGGGCUUGGUCCGGAGAUUCCGGAGGAUUUGUAUCACCUUAUAAAGAAGGCGGUGGCGAUCCGGAAGCAUCUGGAGAGGAACAGGAAGGACAAGGAUUCUAAGUUCAGGUUGAUCCUUGUUGAGAGCAGGAUCCAUCGCUUGGCCCGCUAUUACAAGCGGACCAAGAAGCUUCCCCCCGUCUGGAAAUAUGAAUCUACCACCGCCAGCACUCUUGUGGCUUAGGUUAGAUGGUGUCCCAAGGCAUGGAUGCUUCUGUAAACGUUUUCAUGUGAGAGAGACCAUGUCUUUUUUAUUUAGAUUCUGUUCCUGGUCGAAGCUGGGACUUCUAGAUAGCAUGCUCUGAAGUUUUGGGGUGAAAAAAUGAGAAUGAUUUGAGGUUUUGAAACUGUGGCUCGACUUUUUUUUUAUUUUUUGGAUUUAGUGGGAUGAAAUAAUAUUUUAAUUUGAAA
Molecule: messenger RNA, 821 nt
Organism: Magnolia sinica
Lineage: Eukaryota; Viridiplantae; Streptophyta; Magnoliopsida; Magnoliales; Magnoliaceae
Product: small ribosomal subunit protein uS15
Exons: 5
Coding region: 139-594 (151 amino acids)
Biological process (GO): translation
Cellular component (GO): cytosolic small ribosomal subunit; ribosome; nucleolus
Molecular function (GO): structural constituent of ribosome; small ribosomal subunit rRNA binding
Source: RefSeq, a predicted model, not a curated record